Messenger RNA from Penaeus vannamei (Pacific white shrimp), 5980 nucleotides. RefSeq names its product acidic leucine-rich nuclear phosphoprotein 32 mapmodulin (gene Mapmodulin). Gene Ontology annotation, molecular function: histone binding. NCBI's taxonomy places the organism in Eukaryota, Metazoa, Arthropoda, Malacostraca, Decapoda, Penaeidae. The record is from RefSeq and is a predicted model, not a curated record. Gene Ontology annotation, cellular component: nucleus.
ACGAGGCGCGGGUUGGGCGACGCGCGAACACUUGUGGUUCGGGUUAUGUCCAACGCCACGCCGCUCUAGCCGCUCGCCCGCGGACAUGGAGAAGAGGAUAGAGCUCGAGAGAAGGGGGAGGAACCCCGCCAAGAUCACAGAGCUAAACUUGGACAAUUGCAAGAGCACCUCCAUUGUAGGGCUGACUGAGGAGUUCGAGAAUUUGGAAGUGUUAAGCCUGAUAAAUGUGGGCCUCACAUCUCUCAAAGGGUUCCCAGCCCUUCCCAAUCUGCGGAAGCUGGAGCUCAGUGACAACCGAAUCUCAGGUGGUUUGUCAGCCCUGACAUGCCUCCCCAAACUGUCAUACCUCAACCUUUCCGGAAACAAGAUAAAAGACUUGGAAACUCUUGAGGCCUUGAAGGACCUAAAAUCUCUGGUAAAUUUGGAUCUAUUCAACUGUGAAGUAUCACAGAUUGAGAACUACAGAGAAAAGGUGUUCAGUUUGAUACCAUCGCUUGUGUUUCUGGAUGGUUUCGAUAAGGAGGACAACAGCGAAGAUGAAGAAGAUGGGGAAGAAGAGGAAGAUGGAGUAGAUGCUUUAGAAGGAGAUGCAGAGCAGGAUGAUGAAGACAUAGAUGGUGAGGAGGAAGAGGAGAUAGAUGAAGAGGAGGUAGAAGAGGAAGAAGACGAAGACGAGGAGGAAGAACACGUGCCUCUGGAUGCUCUCUACAAGGAUUAUAAUCCCAUCGGUGAUGAUGAUUACGAAGCAGCAGAUGGUGAAGAGGAGGAAGAUGACAUCCUUGAGGAGGAAGAGGAGGAGGAAGGAGCUGAAAACCGAGGUCAGAAGAGGAAACUGGAAGAGAGCGAAGACUAGUGUCAUACAUGCAGCAAAUGUGUGACAGCCUGUAGCCAGAGGAGCGAGUUUUGGCAGUAGCUUGCCUCGUUUGUCUCCGUGAUGGGGCAGUAUAUAUGGGCUCAGGGCCUAAGGCUUGUGUAAUUCAUGUAUAAAGUAGAGUAAAGAUAUUUAUUGUGAUCAAAACAGUGGUAUCUUUUUAGGGAGUAUUAAGCAAAUGAUGACCACCAAUCAUAUCUCUACAUACCUGGUAUCCAAAAGCUGCAGGCCAAACUUCUGUAACCAUAGUUUUGCUUGGAGGUCAGUCUUCUUGCAGGUGUUUUUAAGCCCAGCCAUUCACAGCCUUCCUUAGUGAUAUCACAGCUGGCUCAUCUUUUCCCUAAUUUAUAUCAGUGCCCCUCUCGGCCUGGCUAACCCUUGCCCUGACUGCCACUCGCCCUGCUUGACCCAACCCUACUCAUCCAUCACCCGGUUACGAAGGCCAGUGAGGUACAUCUUGAUACAAAAGUUGCGCCAUAAUGGGAUCUUCUUCAAAACUGUUGUGUAUAUUGAGUAAACAACCCAUAUUCUUGGCUAAAUGUGAUCAUUAAAACUAAUGUAACAUAGUUGGAUUUGCCUUUUUGGAGUGGCAAAUGUUCAUCAACUGGAAUAUAGAGUGAACUUGAUUUUCUGUCUCCGGUAUUAUAACAUCAUAAGGUUUAUAUUAGUUAUUGUAUUAGUUAAGAUUUUAAAGUGGAAAUAUUUUAAUAGUAGCAGACAAGACUGCAAGCAAAGCCUAGACAAAUUAAAAAAAGAGAGCAAUCCAGAACUUUGAGACUAAAUGACUAAAUGUCGUUACUGGCCUCAAAUAACCGUGGUUGACAAAAUGUGUGGCAGAUUUGGCUAGUGUAAAUGUUUGUAUAGCUGGUGGCAGACAAGACAUUAGGUAUAGCUGGCAGCGAAUAUGGUUGAUGCGUUUGCCCAUCUAAACUGCUGUAAAUCACUUGAAAGUUGCUUUUUUCCUUUGAUGUUUGUAUCUAGGAUUUGUUAAGUCCUGGGAAUGUUGUCAGAAAUUUAACUUUUAUCUGUUUGUUGUUUAAUGAUGGUUCAAAUUUUUUGAAAAUUUAAUAUCAGCAAUAAUAUUUUCAGUUUGAAUUAUCAUUGGUCGACAGUGUCUAUAUUUCUAUAUGUCUGAAUAGUUAUGAUGGUUGGUUACAGGGGAUGUAUAUAAACAAUACAGAGUGUAACACGAUCAUCAUCAAUACCAUAAUUAUAAGACACGUUGAAACAUGAUUGUCAAAGGCUACUCUUAAUUUUUUAAUUUUCAUACUUAAUAUAGUAUCAGAUUGUUGUGUGGUAGUGCGGUAGGUGAUGUAUGUUCUGCGAGAUCCUCAAUCUGGCUGGACAAGACCUCCGUCAUGGCUGCUGAGGCAGGGUUUGGGUGUCUGUCUCAAUGGUAGGCCUUAUUCCUGAGUCACGAUGACACGAAACAGAUCUCGGUUUGUAUGUAGGUACGUGCAUUUGAUGUGGACGUACCUAUGUAAAGGCCGAGUUUUGCUGGGGACUUUCCUGGCUUUAGAAUAAUGCUUAAUGCUAAAUAGAUUUUGUAGAGGAGAAAAAAAAGUGUAUUAGCAAAUUCUAAAGGCCUAAAUCAUUUUGGAAUGCCUGGAGUUAGAAUACACCCAACACAGGAAGGGUUGUAUCAGGAAGUUCCACAUUUCUAAAGCAGAAUUUUAAGAAUCAGUUUGAAUUGCAAGUGUUUAGAUUUUUUUGUGUGUUUUUGAUAUAGAGAUGUAAAUUAUAAAGAGUUGCACUGCCUUGAGUGUGGGUAAAUGAUCUCAAAUUGAAAACCGAACCAUAUCCGGCUCCAGCAGCCAUGAUCCCUAACUGUGCGAGAGUGGAUUGCAUGUGUUCAGUGCACCAUCCUGCCUUGAUAGAGUAACGAUUAGAGUGUGAAAAGUUAAAUUGAAUAUGUAGAAUAUGUCAGAUGGUUAUGGCAGUGAUGGGGAGCAGAUGACUAGGCUGAGCACUACCACGGCACAGUUCUAAGAGUACAAAGUACAGAGUCCAGUUAUCAUUGAGCCUCCCGCCAUGCCUCUACUGCAGCAGUGGUACUUGGGCACCACGAGGCACUACAGUUUCACUCCACACGAGCCUUUUUCCUGUGUGGGGUAUGUUAUCUUAGGGUGGUGUGAGGAUUUUUAUAAGAUGGAGCGUGGCACACAUUUGAUGAAGACAUACAGUACUUGUGUGAUUUUAGGAAAUAAUCAGUUUAGUUAAUGAUCGCAAAUAGAUGUUAUCAGCAUUUACAAUUGCAAAUAUUUAAGGUAUUACACAAGUAGAUGCUUAACGUUAGUAGAUUAAGGGAUUUUUUUUUUUCUUCCCCUUAAUGCAGUGCAAGGGCAUGCAGCAUCUAUAUCAUUCUUGUUUGUGCAGUGCCGUCCAGGCUUUAAAGAGAAAAUGCUUUAGGAGUGAAAACGUUGCAUUUAAGGAAAGUUAAUCACAUACUAAUAGCAACCAAUAGCAGUAUUACCCACAAAUGAGAUGUGUGAUAUUUUGAUGUAAGUGAACAUCAGUUCAAGUUAUUGGCCAGCAAGUUUAGUAAGUAAUCAGAGUGUCACAGUAGAUUAAAGUUAAUUUAGGCUACCAUGUCUUCCUCAUUUGUGUGACUGUCCUUCUCGUCGCCUUCUGUGAGAACCUCAUUAUUAUCCUGUGGUGUCUGUGAUCCUGCUGCAAACUGAUGCAACUGUCUUUUCAGAAUAAGAUAUAUAACGUAGUGAAUUGGCAUCAAGUGCUUGUAUCUACACUGCUAUUUAGUGAAUGGAAGUAUGAAAAGUUUCUCAAUUACAGUAUGGCAGAAAACAGUGUAAAAUACGUUGUAAAAUUGAGUAAAGCAUAUUCUGUGGAGGUCCAAGUGCUUGUUUGAUAUUUUCUAUGUUGAAUUUCCAAGUUGGAGGCAUGAGGUGCAUUCAAGGUCACACAAAACCACAUGUUCUGGGCUCAUUAGUGUGAUCACCUCCCAGGGUUGUUAGUGGGGGUGGCAUUCCGGAACUGAGUGUCCGACUUUCAGGACCUGAGCGUUGGACACACCGAUAAAAAGAGCACUUCAAAGCAAAAAGACAUUCAUUUUAGAAAGGAUGAAAAAAUGAUAUUUAUAUUAAAAAGAAAAAAUCAUGAAUGUACAAAUUUCCUAAAUAAAAAUGAUUAAUGGUGAAUUCAAACCAAUGAAGAAGUCUCCACAGCUACCCCCUGGUGAGUAGAGCCAUAGACCCCAUGCAGAGAGGUGCCUUCCCUGAGGGGUGCCACCACGGCCUCCCGCCCCUCAUUACACCUGAUGGAGGCCCGUUUGUAGUUGAUUUAUGCCCAGUGUUCCUGGUUAGAAUAACAUGCUUUAUGUUAGAGAUUUUAUUCAAUUGAUUAACCACUGUUUUCACUUAUUUGGACAGGUUUCAUUUACGAUAAAUGGAUUGAUCAUGGUAUACAGUUUCUUAUUGCAAGAGCAUAUGACAUCUUGAUCCUUUUCUUACGGCAAAAUAUGACCCCUUUUUUGUACUUGAUAUUUGUAAAGUGAAUGGGAAAAUACAUGGGCCACUUUUUAAUGUGAAAUGUGAUACAGUGUGGAACACAACUGCUUGCAGGAAUAAUUACUGGUUCUCUGGUUAGAUGAGUUUUUCAUGGGUAAUGAGUAUAUACAAAGUUGUUAAUGAAAAUUACAAUGGUGAGCUUUAUGAUAAGUAACAGUAGUGGUUAAAGUAAAUAAAAUUGGCUGCAGUUUGAUGAUAAGUUAUCAUAGUGAUAAUAUUAAUGAUUGAUAUCAGUAUAUAUGAAUAGUGACUGGUAUGGCAUUGGCUAAUUGUUCAUUACUAUUAUUAUUGUUAUUAUCAUUGAGCUGUUAUUUAUAUUGAUAUUAAAUAAUCAUGAAUUACACCCAUUUUAUUAUUUAUAUUGCUUUUUCAUUGCUAUUGUUAUUUUUGCGAAUGCUUCUUAAACAUUCGCUCACAGCAAACAGUAAAGAUGAUAAUGGUAGUAAUUUUGAUGGUAAUUUUAAACAUGAGUAUUGAUAACAGAGAUAGUGAAAAAAAAAUUACUGAUAGUGAUAAAGUCUUCAUUAUUUUUUAUAUAUUGAUUCCUGUUUUAUAUAAUAUUGUAUGACAAUUAAGCAAGUUAUUACUCAUUUAUAAUUACCAAUUUACUAUGGCAAUAGCUGAUGCUCCGUAACUUUCACUUCUUACCAUUACGAGUACUUCUAUUACUACUUACAUGGAUCUAAGCAUGGCUACUUACUCCUUAGUUAUGAAUUUUGUCACUGUAUUUUUAUUACAUUACAGAAAUUACUUUGUAUCCUGUCAUUUAUUUCCUUGUUUCAGCUCCGUACUGUCACUAUUAAAAUACUGUCAUUAUUAUCACUAUGGUGAACUUUGAUUUUUGAGCCAGGUUUCAAAUGCAAUACCAUUAACGGUACACGAUAAUAUAUCUUUAUUUUUAUUGUUAUUAUUAUUUUUUUAUAACCUAAUGCCACGACAGUGCAUUUUAAUAAGUUACAUCAGCAGUAGUUAAGAUUUUUAUAUUAGCACUCAUUAGUCAAAACGGAAUACAGUUGAGAAGGUCAGGUCAGUGAACAUUUCUUUCGUCAGGCUUGCAUGCGGAUUGGUGGACUCUAAUACCCCCCUCCACCCUCCAGUGUUAAUUUUCACUAUUUUUCUUUUUCUCUUCUGUUUUUGUUUCAUUGUCCAUCAUCCCUCUUGGAGAACAUUCAUAAAUGUUCUCCAAGGAUGCAAAGCGAUCAGAAACGUUUGGUCAUAGAGUAGGUUGAUAUUAAAGUGCAAGACCUGGUAUUUGGAGAGAUUUCCUGUAGUGAAAAGUAACUACGGUUUGCUCUAGUUACGUUUUAAGUGCCAUGUUACAGACAAUCUCUAAAGGAGACUAAAUUUUUAAAAAGGAGUGUAAAUUGUACAAAAUAAGUAAAUAGUCUUCUAGUGCCUCACUAUUUUGGCAGAAAUGAAACAUCUGUUCAAAUAAAGAAACAAUGCAUUGUCUAUUGUGUUUUCUUGUGUGACUUUUAACUGGAAAUAUUUUUGGUAUUUGUAAAUUUUGAUAAUAUACCAGUUGAUCACUUUCCCUUGGGCCAUUUGUAUUAUGAUAUUAAAUGUUCUUUUUCCUGAUGCGAAA